Gopherus flavomarginatus (Mexican gopher tortoise) is the source of this 2724-nucleotide messenger RNA. RefSeq names its product tyrosine 3-monooxygenase/tryptophan 5-monooxygenase activation protein beta (gene YWHAB). The record is from RefSeq and is a predicted model, not a curated record. Gene Ontology annotation, cellular component: cytoplasm. Bases 168 to 902 code for a protein of 244 amino acids. Gene Ontology annotation, biological process: signal transduction. The transcript is spliced from 7 exons. Lineage: Eukaryota; Metazoa; Chordata; Testudines; Testudinidae.
AGCACCGGAAGUGGGUGCUGGAGCCUCUGCAGGGUGUGUGUGGUAGCGAAGCGGCCGCCGCGCUUGGAGUCUCCUGACGCGCCCGGGACCGAGGUGUGAGCCCUCCGCCAGCCCAAGCCAUCAUAGCUCUGCAAAGCCCUUCUCCAAGCUUCUAACAAGGAAUAACUAUGGAUAAAAGCGAGCUGGUACAGAAAGCCAAACUGGCCGAACAGGCUGAGCGUUAUGAUGACAUGGCUGCUGCUAUGAAGGCUGUCACUGAGCAAGGACAUGAACUGUCCAAUGAAGAAAGGAAUCUACUCUCUGUUGCCUAUAAGAAUGUGGUUGGUGCCCGUCGCUCUUCCUGGCGUGUAAUUUCCAGCAUUGAACAGAAAACCGAGAGGAAUGAGAAGAAACAGCAGAUGGGGAGAGAGUAUCGUGAGAAAAUUGAGGCUGAAUUGCAGGAUAUCUGCAAUGAUGUUCUGGAACUCUUGGAUAAGUACCUUAUUGUCAAUGCCACACAGCCAGAAAGCAAGGUCUUCUAUUUGAAAAUGAAAGGCGAUUACUUCAGAUAUCUUUCGGAGGUGGCAUCUGGUGACAGCAAACAAACAACAGUAUCAAACUCUCAGCAGGCUUACCAGGAGGCAUUUGAAAUUAGCAAGAAAGAGAUGCAACCUACGCACCCCAUUCGGCUUGGUCUGGCUCUCAAUUUCUCUGUCUUUUAUUAUGAGAUAUUAAAUUCCCCAGAAAAAGCCUGUAGUCUGGCAAAGACGGCUUUUGAUGAAGCGAUAGCUGAGCUGGACACACUGAAUGAAGAGUCUUACAAAGACAGCACUCUAAUCAUGCAGCUACUUAGGGACAACCUUACUCUAUGGACAUCGGAAAACCAGGGAGAUGAAGGGGAUGCUGGGGAGGGAGAGAACUAAUGGCUGUCACGCUUCACUAUAUGUUCAAUGUCACUCUGUAUCCUACACAUAUAUCCCUUUGUGCGACAAGCAAAAAGAAUAGUACAUCGACUUUCACAACCUCAACGUAGCAAAAACUGUCUGUGGGGUAAAAACAAUUUUUUGGUGUUUUGUGUACUUAAAACGGAGAUUGGUUCUACAACUGCAUUCUGAACUUUAUUAUGAACAUUUGCAGUUAUGAUUACCGUGUUUAUAUUUUUAACUCAGCACUGUGAUUAUGGGUUUUGUGAUUGCAGUUGACUUUACAAAACUCUUGCUGGUAGAAACUAGACAUUAAUUAUGUAACUCUGGAAAGCUUAAUCUGGCACCAAAAUAGUCGAAGUACAAUUCUGUUGUAAAGUUGUACAGAAAGUUAUAAAAAUUAUAUUGCGACACUGGGGCAUGGAAGGAAAACAAUCCAUUGUAUGGCAUUCCAGUUCAGUAACACACUUCAGUUAAUUACUUUAACAGGCACAUUUAUAGACAUUUUUAAUCAAGUGUGGUGCACUGCUUUCAGUCAAAAGCUCACUCUAAGUAAUCUUACCUUUCUGAAGGUUCAGUUUUUUGGGAGUAUAGCAGCCUGAUUUCCAAACUACAUUGGUAAGUAAUUGGGGUUUAACUUUGAAAAAUCGUCCAGUGCUCAUACAACAUGAUUGACUAAAACCCCUUCCCACUGCAAUAAAUUACUUAGUUACAACUUGGACUGUUCUUUAGUAGUCAGAUUUCUUAGUGCACUACUAUCAACUUGCAGUAGGAAAAGACUAAUAUUGUAUGAAUGGCCUUACUAGUUUUUGGAUAAUACUGUUAAGAGUAAAAUAAUACAAAGAUUGCAUUUCACUUAGGAGAAUUAAAACCUCUUUGGGUAUUCCCACUCCGAACUCGAUCUGGAAAAAUUUCUAAUAUUUCACUCUGCCAUCUUUGAAUUCACUUUGUAGAAAUCUUCUUCCCAUUGAGUUGAUAUUCAUCCUCACCCUCUCACCUGCUUUUAAACUUCAUUAAAACAUUUCUGGACUCCUACAUAUGUUCCAUUAUUUGUGGAUGAUAAGUGAUAUCAGGGUGAUGGAGAGAGAUGUGUGCUAGUGGACAGGUCUCUUACUCAGAUGUUUGAGAAUUGUCAGUGCUGCUGUAGUUUUCAGCUCUUAAUGUCUGCCACUUUAAGACAGAUCCUGGUAUUACCUAAAAUUUUCAGGAUUUCCCAUUAUUUCUUACUGGAAUGCAGACCUUACACAUUUGUAAUGCUUGUUAGGAACUUGUGAUAUUAGAACUCCAAAUACCCUCAUUUAGUUAUGUUCCCAAACAGGUCCAGUCAAAUAAGACCUAAUAAGAGUUGCAUGAAUAAUGCAGUGGAAAAGAUUAGGAAUAGUCAUCUAUCAGUCUCGCAGUAUCAUCCCUCUACCAUUUCACCUAGCUGUAGAAUCCAUCUGUUUGUCCAUUUGUCUGCUGGAGAGAGAAUUUCAUGCACUGAUUUUAAAACUCCCUUCUACUAGCUGAACAAAUAGUGCAGUUAAUACUUGGCGCUUGAUAAAUGCAGUAGUGAUGAAUGUGGAACCGAGCCUGUCUGUAUAUCUGGUAGCUCUUUUCGCUUUGUUUUUACUGACCAGUAUUCUGCCUAAAGUUUGCUUCUGUGAUGGUUAUAUUGCUAGCACACACGUGGUUGUGAGAAUAGUAUAGCAAAAAAGAAAUACCUGGUUAUUGAUGUACUAGAUUUGUGUAUGUCUUUUAAACAGUUCUAGUUUCACCUUACACAAAAUAAUCAGGAGAGUGUAAAAGAAUUCAAAAGUGAAUAAUAAAAAAUUUUUAUCAA